GCGGGGUCCCCAUCGCGCUCCCUCCGCCACCUCCGACCUAACCCCGCCCCCGGGCGCUCAUUGGCCGGCACCGCACCCCGCAGGCUGCCAAAGUCCGGGGAGGGAGGCGGGGGUCGGUGGCCUGGCUGCUGCCCCGGGCCUGGCUUCUCCGGCAGGACAGAGCCGGGCUGGGCGGCCGCGCGGUGCAGGGCGGCCCACGGAGAGCGGGGGCGCCGCGCUCAGGCCCCGGGCGGUGACUAGCGGCGGCAGCUGCGGGCGAGCGCGGUCCCCGCGUGCGCACACGCACCCGCCGCGGCGCAGGGACACACGGACCCCGCCGCCUGCGGCCGACGGGCGCCCAGAGCCGGCUUGGCGAGCUCAGCGGCGCGCUCGUCCGCAUCUCCGGCGGCGCAGGGCGCGGAUCGCCUGCAGCGCGCCUUCCCCGCCGAGGCUGCCCCGGGCCAACCCGUGGCCCCGCGGCCAGGUCCCGCCUUGAGCAGACCGCGGGCAUCUUGGGGCUGAGCAGUGGCUACUGGGCGCAGGAGUGCGGCAGUGCUGGUGGAGAAGCACCAUGGCCGGCGUCCUACAGGUCUCCCUGGCUGCACUCCUCCUGCUGCCUGCGGCCACUGCCAUGCACUCUGACUGCAUCUUCAAGAAGGAGCAAGCCCUGUGCUUGGAGAAGAUCCAGAGGGCCAAUGACCUGCUGGGCCUGAACGAUUCCUCCCCAGGCUGCCCUGGGAUGUGGGACAACAUCACAUGUUGGAAGCCUGCGCACGUGGGUGAGAUGGUCCUGGUCAGCUGCCCCGAACUCUUCCGAAUCUUCAACCCUGACCAAGCCUGGGAGACAGAUACCAUCGGAGAGUUUGAUUUUGCCGAGAGCACCUCUUUGGAUCUCGCGGACAUGGGGGUGGUGAGCCGGAACUGCACGGAGGAUGGCUGGUCCGAGCCCUUCCCUCACUACUUCGACGCCUGCGGGUUCGAUGAGUAUGAGUCUGAGCCUGGGGACCAGGACUAUUACUACCUGUCGGUGAAGGCCCUCUACACGGUCGGCUACAGCACCUCCCUCGUCACCCUCACCACCGCCAUGGUCAUCCUGUGUCGCUUCCGGAAGCUGCACUGCACGCGGAACUUCAUCCACAUGAACCUGUUCGUGUCCUUCAUGCUGAGGGCCAUCUCCGUCUUCAUCAAAGACUGGAUCCUGUACGCCGAGCAGGAUAGCAACCACUGCUUCGUCUCCACCGUAGAAUGCAAGGCUGUCAUGGUUUUCUUCCACUACUGUGUCGUGUCCAACUACUUCUGGCUGUUCAUCGAGGGCCUGUACCUCUUCACGCUGCUGGUGGAGACCUUCUUCCCAGAGAGGAGAUACUUCUACUGGUACACCAUGAUCGGCUGGGGCACCCCAACAGUGUGUGUGGCGGUGUGGGCCACGCUGAGGCUCUACUUCGACGACACAGGCUGCUGGGAUAUGAACGACAGCACAGCCCUGUGGUGGGUGAUCAAAGGCCCUGUGGUUGCCUCUAUAAUGGUUAACUUUGUGCUUUUCAUCGGCAUCAUCAUCAUCCUGGUGCAGAAGCUUCAGUCGCCAGACACGGGUGGCAAUGAGUCCAGCAUCUACUUAAUAAAUGUAAGCCUGGGAGUCCCCAAGAAAGCCCGAGAGGACCCCCUGCCUGUGCCCUCAGACCAGCAUUCACUCCCUUUCCUCAGCUGCGUGCAGAAAUGCUACUGCAAGCCACAGCGGGCUGAGCAGCACUCUUGCAAGAUGUCAGAGCUGUCCACCAUUACUCUGCGGCUGGCCCGGUCUACCCUACUGCUCAUCCCGCUCUUUGGAAUCCACUACACGGUGUUUGCCUUCUCCCCGGAGAACGUCAGCAAGAGGGAAAGACUCGUGUUUGAGCUGGGCCUGGGCUCCUUCCAGGGCUUCGUGGUGGCCGUGCUGUACUGUUUCCUGAAUGGGGAGGUGCAGGCGGAGAUCAAACGGAAGUGGCGCAGCUGGAAGGUGAACCGCUACUUCGCUGUGGAUUUCAAGCACCGGCACCCGUCCUUGGCCAGCAGCGGUGUGAACGGGGGCACCCAGCUCUCCAUCCUGAGCAAGAGCAGCUCCCAGCUUCGCAUGUCCGGCCUCCCGGCUGACAACCUGGCCACUUGAGCCGCCCUCCCCUCCUCCUCUCCUCGCACACAGGCUGGGGCUGCGGGCAGGCGGGGCCCACGCAUGUUCGCGCCUCUUCCCUCCCCUUGGGCAGGCCCUGGGCUGGAAGCUGGGGCCCAAGGAGGGGAGAAGGAGGCGGGGCACAGACUGGAGUUGCCCCUCCCAUUUUGGUACUAGCCCCACCCAUCAUGUCCCCUGGGCUGAGACCCCAGACAUGUAAAUAGUCCUUGAAUUUGGAAAGGUGUCCCCUCCCUGCCCCACUGUGUCUUGGCCAGCCUCGGGGAUGGCUUUGACCCCAGAUGUGAGGCCUGGUGAGCCGAGGCUGAAGGGACUUCGGAUGUGGGGAGCCUCUUGGGCCCAGACCCCAUCCCUGGGGCCCUGCUGGGGUGCCCAGAGCAUCCUGCUCUGUGGCCCAAGGCUUCCUCUUGCUCACCCGGCAGCUCGGUGUCCAGGGGCCCAACUCGUGGACACUGGGGCAGGAGGACAACUCCAGGCUCUUUCUAUGGGACACUUGUUGGGGGUGUGGGCGAGGGCCAGGGGACGUUCUGGUGCUUUUCACUUGAUCCAAGACAAGCCGAGAGCCAGAAGUGUGACUGUGAAUGGGAAGGAGACCGAGUAAAAGUGGGAGCCCCGCACACAAAGACUGGCCCCCUCCAUAACUGCACCCUGGACCCAGUUGGGCAGGGGUCGUGUGGUUGCCUCCUGCCCCUCCUGUCCCCAGAGAAGCUAUCCCCAACCACGUCCACCAGCUGCCCCCUCCCCAUUGCCCCUUAUGUCAAAGCCAUGACUAAGAUGAACCAGCCGCCUUCCUGUGAUCUGUGACGUCAGCGAAUCCUGAAGCACCUUACACCUCCAGGGACCCAAGUCCGGAGCCCAGGGUCCCCCCGACCCCGCACUCCUGUGAAUGAUGAGGAACUCCAGGCACCAGCUCCUUGGGCCUGGACUCAGCUACCGAGCUCUCCCUAAACCUCUGCAGACUUCCCUCCGUGUGCCCUUGACAUGAACUCAUUGAGGGCCAGCAGGGGGUCCGGAGGAAGGAAAUGCCACACCCCCAUACCCAUUAGCAGAAGCUGCUGAUGGCGGGGGCUUUGGGUGGGACCACUGCUCCCCAGCACCCAUGGUUGCGCCCCAGCCACAGCCUAGGGAUUUGUAGCAGGAGGGCGGGAGCAGGUUCCGGAAAGGUGGAGGAACAUGCUGGUACGCCAUGGCCCCUGGAGGGCCCAGCUCAUUCCGUGUCAGCUCUCCGUGUUGCUCUCGUGCCUGUGUUUGUGGAUUUGUUUCAUGGCCGUGUUCGAGAAUGCUUAGCAGUCUGCGUGGAAGGGUGCUGCUUGGCUUGGCUCUACGAAGAAGGGACCUGGGGGACUUGCUGGGAUUUAACGAAAAACCCCAAGUCCUAGGCCAGUGAAAUUCAUUCCUGGGGCUCUGGCAGAGCCAGAGGAAGAAAGGAACUACCUGCCCUGUCUUGGGCGCAUUCGGUGGCUCCGACAGUGGCCUCGCAUCACUGCACCUGACCACACGGUCCCCUCCUGCUGCCCUGGGAGCCACAUGUGUCACCCAGGCAGGUGUCAUUGUGCUUGGGACACUCCUGUGGGGGCUGGGCUGCUUCGAAGGAGCUGAGGUCCAGGAUUCAGAGACCCAGAGUCUGCCCCAGGUGGACUCAGCUUGCCGUGACUGUGGACACUGUGCUCCCUGCUCUGGGCCUCAGUUUCCCCCCUUGAGAAAUGAGGCACCUUCUAAAGCAUCUCUGGGUUCUGUACUUCAUUAAUUAGCUAGUUCAAAGCCAAGGCAGAUAAAAGGGCAUGCAUCGUUGUUGUUGUGUGUGUUGGCUAAGGUUUUGGUGUGUGGGUAUGUCUCUGUGUGUGUCGGGGAGUGGGAUGCUGUUCGUUUUCCCUUUCUUAGUAGGAGCUUCUGUUUCCUCUGGACACCACAGUGGACUGGAGGGAAGGAUCAGGUCAUGGGCAUUGAACAGGUGCCUUAGCAUGGUACACAGACACAGGCCUGUAUGCUGACUGGGUGGCCGCUGGCCACCUCCACAUCCAAGGAGAGUCUCCCAGGUAUGGACCCAUUCAUCUGCCAUCACCCCCACCAACAGGCCUGCCUCGCUGCGGAAGAAGCAAACUUGACCUUGUAGCUACACCAUCACAAAACAGCAAAAACUGGCUGCCCUGCUUCCUGAGCCCUGGGGGCAUGUCCUCUGAUGGUCCUGGCUCCUGUGGGGUUCUGUUUAUUUUCUAUCCAACUGAAUUUUCGCUAGUCUUGUGACCAGAGUUUGUACCUGAUGUAUUUUGAAUUUCCCAGAAAGUUCCAACCUUAAGGUAGACAGGCAAUUGUGUGUAGGGGGCAGCAUGAGGUCUGGGUAAAACCCUCCAUCUCUGACUCUGUUUUCCAAUCUGUAAGAUGGGUAGCAAGACUGGGUGGUUUGUGAUAGCCCACUGCAUCUCUGACAUCCUCCAUCUGCACACAGGGCAUCUGUUCAGAAAGGGCCCCAGGUGAGAAUGGUGGUGUGCGCUGGACCAGGAAAGGAUCCGAAAUCCUGCCUCGUGAGGAGGACUUGAGGGACGUGGGGGGGCCUGGGCUGGGGCAGAAUGGAGGUGCCAGCCUUCAGGCCCAUGAGGCUCACUCCUGGGAAGGGGUUCCUGUGCUCUGCAGUCAAGAACGACAGAAAUGGCCCUUGAGAGGCUCAGUUGUCUCUGGGAUGAGCCAAGUUCUCAUCCUCUGUUGCGAUGCUCCCGUGAUGGACAGGCAGGCAGUGAAAGGAGAAGGACCUCCAUCCUGGGAAGAUGGGGCUCCAAGCUCACACUGGCGUGGAAUCUGGGAGGGGUGUGGAGGCUGGCAUUUGGGUGGCUCACUGGCUUUCUGUGGUCCCCAGCACGGUGGGUCUCAUGACUCCACCAUGCUUGAGGCCAGGCCCCAUCCUGUCUCCGUGGGCAGCUCUGUGGGCCUCCUUUUCAUGUCCAGUGGUCUCCAAUGAUUCUAGCUCUUCUCUAACCCCCACCCUCUGGGGAUCCAGGCCAGGGAGCUAUAGCCAGGCUACACCUGUGUCCGGCAUCACCCACAAGGACCCGUCUUCUUGAGCUGACACUCUUGUCUUCCUGGGAAAGGCAACUCAAAGAAGGUCUUUUUAAUUCUCUGAGGGUCCUGGCCCCCUUCAGAGUCCCUUCAAGGUGAAAAUAGUAAGGACAUGAUUAUCAUCAAGUCUUGCUUGAGCCCAGAGACUGUGAAAGCUUGAGGAGUUGUGAGCAGGGAGCAGGUGAAUUGGACUUCUCCCUGCUUUGCCACUGGGCUGCUAUUUGACCUUGACUCUUUCCCGUAUGUUUUUGCGGGAGAUGCAACAUCCCAGAGCUGGGAGGAAGCCUGGAGCCCUGCAGGUCAGGACUCCCCACUGGGCUGGUAAGGAGACACAAGUGGUCCUGCCAUGGGUGCUUGCCGCCAUGUUGGGAUCCAACAUGGCUUCCUGAUCAUCUUACUGAGGAAAUGGCCCAGCCCAUGGGUGCACAACCUUGUACACAAACCAGAACAUGAUGAGAGUAGUCACACAACCAACAUUUAACCUUGCACAGGUGGAGUGCUUGGCUACACAGCAUUGUUUAGGAAUCCAUGCUGGAGGAGAAGCAAUGCAGCCAGCCUGGCAUAGGGAGACUUCUUUAUCCCACGUACUCUGCAGCGCGAGGCUGACCCUCUGCGGGUCUCUGCCUCCUAAUGUGAGAAAUGUGCACUGUCUGUUCCCCAGGCCAGGGACAGGGUUGACGUGAGGUGCCCUCGUGCAUGAAAAGACUCUGGGUACUGGCUCCUUACAGGGAUGAAGGGACUCCUUGCUGUUUGUCUAGUGCUUGGAGCCCUCCUGGGUUAACCUUUACUCAAUUUGUAAAACCACCAGCAUUGAGGGUAAGGGAGAGGCCAGUGGGCUCUCACAGACACACAAUUCUAGCUUCGUGGUCAUGAGCUGAUUCACUUUGACCUGAGAAUUAGGAUGGGGAGACUUCCAUGUGAAUGAUGUCAUCUGCCUGGAAAUCUUCGAGGAUUUGGUACAUUCCUCAAAUGGACUGCGUGCCCAUUCCUUCUCCUUCCCUGAACUCAAGGUCCCAGGAUGUGUCUGCCCUUGGCCAUGUCUGUCUUGUCUGUGUCUGUCUUCUGUAGCUUUGUGCCUGUCAGGGCUGGAGUGGAGCAACCUCCUGGCAUCCCAGACGUGGACCCAGGCUGACUCAUUGUAGCUGGACCAGCCUGGAUUGUAACUCCCACAGUAAAGAUAAGCCCACAGAUCUCACUGCUACCGCUACUGCCAUUAAUGCUGUGCUCACAACCUUGUCUGGGAUUUUAAGGAUGUCCAACUGCUGUAGAUGACUCAAUAAAUGUCUUAUCAUUUUUCCUG
This is a messenger RNA of Oryctolagus cuniculus (rabbit), 6494 nucleotides long. It is a transcript of the gene ADCYAP1R1, whose product is annotated as ADCYAP receptor type I. The record is from RefSeq and is a predicted model, not a curated record. Gene Ontology annotation, molecular function: G protein-coupled peptide receptor activity; peptide hormone binding; vasoactive intestinal polypeptide receptor activity. Lineage: Eukaryota; Metazoa; Chordata; Mammalia; Lagomorpha; Leporidae. Gene Ontology annotation, cellular component: plasma membrane. Gene Ontology annotation, biological process: adenylate cyclase-modulating G protein-coupled receptor signaling pathway; cell surface receptor signaling pathway.